Molecule: messenger RNA, 2408 nt
Organism: Hordeum vulgare subsp. vulgare (domesticated barley)
Lineage: Eukaryota; Viridiplantae; Streptophyta; Magnoliopsida; Poales; Poaceae
Product: probable protein phosphatase 2C 38
Exons: 4
Coding region: 702-1859 (385 amino acids)
Biological process (GO): protein dephosphorylation
Molecular function (GO): protein serine/threonine phosphatase activity; cation binding
Source: RefSeq, a predicted model, not a curated record
GACCAAACAAAGGCACCACCCUCUGUCUCAUUUCCUUCCUUCCUUCCUUUCCUUGCUGUGGGCAGGGCAGCUAAAUAAAUAAAAAAAACCAGCUUUCUUUGUCCCUCACUUUUUCUAUCCACAAACUCACUGCAGAAGAGAGAGAGAGAGAUUCCAAAUCUAAUUAGAAGGAGAAGGAGAAGCUCCUCAACAACAAGAAGAAGAAGUAGAGGAGAAAGUUCCUCCCUUUUCUUCUUCUUCUUCUUCUGCAACCCAAAAUCCUCCCCCGACUCCAAGCACAAGCACAAGACGAAGCAGCGGCGGCCCGAUCCGACGCGGUUUGUUUGAUCCAUACCCCCCCUUGCUGCCCAUCGAUUCCCGAUUCUCCGCUUGGCCUGCUCUGUUUAAUUUCUUGUCCGCCGCCCCGAUCCAAUCCCCUCCGCCGGCUAGCUGCUUGCUCCACCACCAACCCCGCAAGCCGAUUCCUCUCCGCCGACCCACCCAUUCAUGCGCCGGAGCCGACCACUACUCUCCCGUCCAGGAUUCCCAUUCCCAUAGCCUAGCUAGCUCCGACCCUGCCGCUCGGCUCACCAACAACCAAAGAUCGGAUUUUUAUUCGAUUCCCCUUCCCCUCCCUCCCUCCACAGCACUAGGACUAGGUUGCUUCUCGCUCCGGUCAAACCCAUCCCUUCUCGCUGGAUCUCGCCGAUCCAUAGCAUAGCAUGGUGGGCCAAACCAUGAUGCGCAUCGUGCGCCCCUGCUUCAAGCCCUCACUGCCCGACGGCGCACAGGUCGUCUCCGCCGGGGGCGGCACCAGGGAGGGCCUCCUCUGGUACAGGGACGCCGGCAGGCACGCCUGCGGCGACUUCUCCAUGGCCGUCGUGCAGGCCAACCAGCUGCUCGAGGACGCCAGCCAGCUCGAGGCCGGGCCCCUAGUCGCCGCCGACGGCCCCUGCGGCACCUUCGUUGGCGUCUACGACGGCCACGGCGGGCCCGAGACCGCCCGCUUCGUCGCCGACAACCUCUUCCACCACCUAAAGAAGUUUGCGACGGAACGACAGACCGUCUCAUCCGACGUCAUACGCAGAUCCUACGCUGCCACCGAGGAAGGGUUUCUGAACCUUGUGAGGAAGCAGUGGCUCAUCAAACCGCAGAUUGCCUCAGUCGGUACGUGCUGUUUGGUUGGCAUCAUCAACGAAGGGGUCCUCUACAUAGCAAACACCGGUGAUUCUCGUGCUGUCCUCGGGAGACUCGAGAGGGGCGCCAAAGACAUUAAAGCCGUUCAGCUAUCGUCCGAGCAUAACGCGAGCUUUGAGGCUGUAAGGGAUGAGCUAAGACAGCUACACCCGGACGACCCCCGGAUCGUGGUCCUCAAGCACAACGUUUGGCGCGUGAAGGGCAUUAUUCAGGUUUCCAGAACGAUCGGUGAUGCCUACCUAAAAAGUUCGGAAUUCAACCGCGAGCCUCUUCUAGCACGGUUCCGCAUUCCAGGACCCUUCCAUAAACCAAUUCUUUGUCCGGAACCAUCCAUUGAAGAACACAGGCUGUGUGCGGAAGAUCAAUUUGUUAUAUUUGCGUCAGAUGGACUAUGGGAGCACUUGAGCAAUCAGGAAGCUGUGGAUAUAGUUCAUUGUUCACCUCGGAAUGGCAUUGCGAGACGACUAGUAAAAGCAGCUCUGCGGGAGGCGGCAAAGAAGAGAGAAAUGAGGUACUCAGACUUGAAGAAGAUCGACCGCGGGGUCAGGAGGCAUUUCCAUGAUGAUAUUACUGUUGUAGUACUAUUCAUGGAGCCCGCGCUUAUCAGCAGAAGGCUCUACGGUGGCCCAUUGCUUUCGUUAAGGGGCGGUGGCAGUAUGCCAACGUUUGCACAGAAAUACUGACCAUCCAUGACUGAUGCUUUCUGGAAAUAUCGUCCUAUAUAUCGUUCAUAUCUUGGGCCGGUGCUCUCCACACGACAUGCAGACACUGCGUAGAGCGGUGCGUGGAGGAGCCAUAUUGUUUUGACUUCUAAUAUGUACAGCUAGAGAGAGAAGCGUUGUUGUUCGAUGGCCGCGUCAUCAGUGUGAUGACAUGACCCUCUGUUGGGUCGCUCGGAGAAACCUAAACUGGCAGCUGCACAUAAUUUGCAGGUAUCAGCUAGCGUUUCUCUUUUCGCGGGGUGGAUGGACCUGAAAUUGAGCAGUAUUUUAAGAAACAUGGGAUUAAGACAUUGCGGCAUGCUGUUGUUACAUCUCAUGACCCCUCCUUCAUUUUGCAGCUCUCCGGCUUUCCAUCUCAUGUCUACAUUGUAUAACUAUUUAAGCUUUAAGCUCUGUGAACUGUGGAUGUUGGGGCAGAGUUGGAUUAGCAUUAGCCAAGGACUUUGUAAAGAGUAUAUGUCCAUUUUGCCAAGACAGGAAGGACUAAAAAAAUCUAUUUAACUUGUUGAA